Messenger RNA from Necator americanus (New World hookworm), 2781 nucleotides. RefSeq lists its product as uncharacterized. Gene Ontology annotation, biological process: chromatin remodeling. The record is from RefSeq and is a predicted model, not a curated record. Gene Ontology annotation, cellular component: nucleus. NCBI's taxonomy places the organism in Eukaryota, Metazoa, Nematoda, Chromadorea, Rhabditida, Ancylostomatidae. The coding region runs from base 1 to 2781 and encodes 926 amino acids. The transcript has 6 exons. Gene Ontology annotation, molecular function: catalytic activity.
AUGGAAUGGAGUGAUGUGUUCGCUGCACGGAUAGACCAGCUGAAAGCUCAGCUGGAUACGCCUAAAGGAGCUCAUAAACGUCAUUCACGGAACUUGAGAACAUCUUGGAUGACAAAUGGAAGAAUGGGUGUUGUUCGACGCUGCUGCAAAUCCUACCUCACGCCUCAAAGCGGCGCAGCGGUGGCCCUGGCCGUCGGGCAGCUAUGGUGGCGAGACUUCGUCUCGGCAGGUUCAACCAUGCCACAAAGGUGUCCGGCUAGUAGCCCGGUCCUUGGGCCAAGGCUACAAGCUAAAGCUAGGGCGUACCCCAGAAGCGACGCGCAUUGUCCUCGCCUGGGCAAUGUGGCAGAUAUGCGAGGGCUACCGGCUAGAGGACGAAGCCGGCCAAAGAAGUUAGUCCGCCGUCGCCAGCAACAUCCAGUGCGCUUGGCAACACUUAACCUUGGGACGCUUACUGGAAGAAGUCGUGAACUGGCAGACAGUCUCAGAAAACGCCGUGUUGACAUAUGUUGUUUACAGGAGACUCGCUGGAAAGGCUCCAAGGCAAGGGAAUUAGGCGAUGGCUACAAGCUGAUCUACCACGGCACAUCAAAUCGCAACGGCGUUGGUAUCAUAUUGAACGAGUCGUUUAGAAAUAGCGUCACAGCGAUGGAUCGACUAUCGGAUCGCUUGAUGGCUGUAAAAGUAGAUACAGGAGAAGUGGAAUUGCGAGUCGUCUCUGCUUAUGCGCCACAGAUGGGCUGUAGUGAAGAGAGAAGGCGUGCUUUUGGGAAGAUCUGGAGCAACCAUGUCGCUGCCCAACACCAUCUGCUCGUUAUGGACUUGAAAAUCUCCCGUCCAAGGAAGAGACAUCCAAGGACUGAAACACAGCGCAUCAAAUGGUGGAAUCUGAAGGAUCGAAGGAGCGUUAUACGCUUGACCGCGGAAAACACUCUGGGAAAGACGACUCUAGGUAAGCCAAAGGUACAAAAGGCUACGUGGUUUUGGAACGAGGAAGUUCAGGCGGCAAUUCGUGAGAAGAAGUCCAAGUAUAAGCUCUGGUGGAGGACGCGUCAGCUUGAAGAUCGGGGUGCUUACCUAGCGGCGAAGAGGGAGGCUAAGAAGGCAGUCUCCAAGGCGAAGUCGGACCGCUACAAGGUGUACGACAUGCUUGAUACCAGAGAAGGCGAGCGGGCAGUGUAUCGUUUAGUCAGAGCACGUCAUCGCUCAACGUUGGAUAUGGAGCACACCAAGAUCGUUAAGGGAGCUGAUGGAGCCGUUCUGCGCCGCUCUGGUCAGAUCCUGGAGAGGUGGCGAGAGUACUACAAUCACUUGUGUAACGAAGAGUUCUGUCAUCCUCCCAUCCCAACCGUUCCCAGCGUCGAGGGUCCUGUUCUACCAAUUACUGCUGUCGAAGUCAGUGCUGCCCUCGCAAAAAUGAAGUCGAACAAGGCAACCGGUCCUGAUGACAUACCUGUUGAUAUCUGGAAGCUGCUAGGAGAUCGAGGGUCCAUGUGGCUCGCAACUCUAUUUAACAAGAUCGUUACAGAAGGACGGACUCCAGACGUUUGGCAAACUUCCGUGACCGUGCCUGUCUGGAAAGGGAAAGGAGACAUUGCCGACUGCACCUCGUACAGGCCUAUACGACUGCUCUGCCAUACGAUGAAGGUUUUUGAGCGUGUCCUGGAAGCUCGUCUGAGGAAAAUUGUUAGCGUUUCACUCAACCAGUGCGGUUUUGUGAAGGACUGUAGCACUAUAAACGCUAUCCAUGCUGUCCGAAUCCUCCUGGAGAAACAUCGAGAGAAGAACCGCAGUGUGCAUCUUGCUUUUCUCGAUCUCGAGAAAGCUUUCGACCGUGUCCCACAUGAGCUGUUAUGGAUGUCCAUGAGGUCGCUAGAGUACCGAAGAAUAUGUGGGUGGACGAAGCUGCUUUAUGCGAAGCCUACCAGCGCUGUACGAUGUGCUGUUGGAACAAGCAGGCCAUUCCCUGUACGAGUAGGGAAGCAGCAUCCGUGGACUCUACUCUUUGCCAACGAUGUCAUGCUCGCGUCGGAGUCUCGAGAUGAUCUUCAGAAACAAGUGCAGUCUUGGAAGGAUCAGCUGCAACAAUGUGGAUUGCGCCUCAACACAUCAAAAACUGAGUACAUGGAGUGCGGACCAAGGAUAGAGGACGGUUCAAUUCGUGUUGAUGGCACCGAAUUAAACAAGGUGAACUGUUUCAAGUACCUUGGAUCCAAAGUGACUUCCACAGGCGACAUUGAUCCAGAAGGUCGAGCACGUGUUAAUGCUGCAUGGAUGAAAUGGAAAAUGGCAGCAGGGGUACUAUGCGACAAGAAAGUCCCUGUUCGACUGAAGUCGAAGAUCUACAGGACGGUUGUGCGUCCUGUUGCCCUUUACGGAUGCGAGUGCUGGCCGACAACGAAAGCCUUGGAAAGAGUGCUGCACGCUAUGGAGAUGCGGAUGUUGAGGUGGACGAUAGGUGUAACGCUAAAAGAGAAAGUAUCCAACGACACUGUGCGCUCCAUCUUCGGUGUCGUCCCGAUAACUGAGAAGAUGAAGGAGGCGCGACUGAGAUGGUUUGGUCACGUAUUGCGGCGGGAGGAAGAUUCUGUUGCCAAAACCGCUCUGAAGCUCGACGUUUCAGGAGUGAGGCCGCGCGGGAGGCCAAAGAUUCGCUGGUUAGACCGUGUGAAGCUGGAUAUGAUAGAUGCACGUUUGUGUACGGCUGAUGCAAUGGAUAGAACCAAAUGGAAGACAAGAAGCAGAAAAGCGGACCCUGCAACAACGCGGGACAAACGCUAG